Rotaria sordida is the source of this 2040-nucleotide messenger RNA. NCBI's taxonomy places the organism in Eukaryota, Metazoa, Rotifera, Eurotatoria, Philodinida, Philodinidae. The record is from the annotation of a GenBank genome assembly.
AUGGGAAAUGAUUUGUCAUCAUCAUCAACAGCACGAACACCUAUUUCACUUGAUGAUUCUGUUUGUUGGCACCUUUAUAAUGGAGUUAAUGAACGAUCAGAACCAAUUUCAAUUUUUAUACCUAAACAAACAUUUACUGUUGAAUGUCGACGAUCAAUUCAAUUUUUAAAAACUAUUCGUCAUCCAAAUAUAAUUAAAUUUUUUACUGAUUUUAAAACAUUUGUUGAUCAUGAUAGUUUUAUUGCUGAUUGUGUACAUCCAUUAACAAAUAAAUUACAUACAAAUGAUAUUGAUUCAUCAGCUAAAAUUUGUUUAGGUCUUUAUCAAUUAUCUCAAGCUUUAGAAUUUCUCCAUGACAAAGCAUCUAUUAGUCAUAAUAAUAUUUGUUUAUUAUCACUUUAUAUAUCUCUAAAUGGUAUAUGGAAAUUAGGAAAUUUUGAAUGUGCAUGUCGUUAUGAUAAUCUUAAUAGAAAAUAUUUAGCAUCUUUAAAAAUGAUUCGAUAUGAAGAAUGUAUAACACCUGAAGAAAAUGAAACGGAUUCAACAGAAUUCGAUAGACAAGAAAUUUAUGCUAUUGAUGUAUAUGGAUUUGGUACAUUGAUUCGUAAUCUUAUGACAAUUGUCAAUGUUGAUGAUUCAUUAAAAAAUCUUUUAAAUGAUUUACAAAUAUCUCUUACUGAAGAAGAUCCACAAUCACGACCGACUUGGUCAAUGCUUCUUAAAACACAAUUCUUUCAAAUUGAUUAUAUUAAAACAAUUGAACUUCUUGAUCGUCUACCGACUGUUGAUGAAUCCGAUCUUUCCAAUGUAGUCGAUUCUCUAUCAACAUAUCUCGAUAAUCUUGAUACAGAAUAUUUUAAUGAAUUAUUAAUUCGUCGUUUAUGUCUUCCAUUUAUGUUUUUAUGUUCAUCAACAAGAUUAAAUAUCAUUCCAAGAAUAAUAGUUCCUAAAAAUGAUGAUGAUAAUGAUAAUAAUAAUAAUAAUUCAUGGAUUACAAUUGACAAAUAUCGUAUAUAUGUUAUACCACAUAUAAUUGAUUUAUUUUCUUAUCAUGUAACAUGUAUACGAGAAACAUUACUUGAAUAUUAUAAUUCAUAUUGGGAAUUAAUUGAUAGAACAAUUUUAAUGAAUAUUAUUCUUCCACAACUUCUUUAUGGACUUAAAGAUUCAAAUAAUACAAUAUGUAUGUUAACAUUAAUUGCAUUAGCUUCAAUGGUACCAGUUUUAGGUGCUGAUGUAGUUGUUGGUGGACAACGAAAACAAAUAUUUACUGAUAAAAUAAAAAAAGAAAAUGUUUUAUUAUCAAAAACAGCAAAAAUUAUAUCAAGAACAAAUUCUCCAUUAUCAACAUCACCAUCACUUCCACAAAAACCAAGAAAACCUAGUCCAGUUUCAACAAAUAAAACAAAACCACUUCGAUUAAAAACAAAAUCAAUCACUACAGAACCAUCUCAACCACUUACCAUUUCUUCAGAGUAUACGAAUGGAGAUCAUUUAUCAUCAGAUAAUAUUCUUGAAGAACCACAAACAACUAUUAUUCAAAAUGGACUUUCUAAUCAAUAUAUUCAAGAUGAUGAUAUUGAUAAUGAUGAUGGUCAAUGGUCAGAUUGGGAACAUAAAUCAGAUCCACCAGAAUCAUUUGUAUUACCUGAAAAAUUAACAUUAUCUUCAUCAAUAUCUGAACAAUCAUUAAAACCUACUAAAUCUUUGAAACUUAUGAGUCCUACGAAAUCAAAAUGGGAUCCAAAUGCACCAUUAGGUAGUGAAUAUGAAUUACCAUCUGUUGUAUUAACAAAUAAGAAAUCAACAAAAAUCGAAACACUAGAAAAACAAGAUACAGAAGAUUUUUUUAAAGAUAUGACACCUAAAGUUGAAACAGUUGAAUUAAUGAGACAACUUGAAACUAUGUUUAAUGUUAAUACAGAUCAAUCAAAUGAACAAAUCAAAACAACAUCAUUUUCUAAUAAAUUUGGUAUUAUAGUACAAGAUCAAGGUGAAAAUCAAGAAAUAGAAAGUGGAAAUAAUAAUUGGGAUGAAUAA